Molecule: messenger RNA, 492 nt
Organism: Dictyostelium purpureum
Lineage: Eukaryota; Evosea; Eumycetozoa; Dictyosteliales; Dictyosteliaceae
Exons: 3
Coding region: 1-492 (163 amino acids)
Source: RefSeq, a predicted model, not a curated record
AUGGAAAGAAUUCAAAAUAUAAUUACAAUGUCUGCUGCGAUGACAGUAGUACAUUUUUCAUUAGGUAUUUUAUUAUUCAUAUCAAGCAUUAUUUUAUAUACACAUUCUGUAGCACACUAUAAUAAUUUUCUUUUAAGCAUCAUUAGUCUAUGGAUAUUUUUCACAGGAGCAUAUGGAUGGAAAUAUUACACACAAUAUUAUUUUAUGUACACCUAUUUCGGCAGAGGUGUUUUUUAUUUUUUUGUUGGAAUUUUAGUUUGGGGAAGUAGCAAUAUCGAAUUUUAUUCAAUGGUAAUCGCCUUAUUAUUUUUAUUAUUUGGUUUAGGUUCAAUGGGGCUUGGUUUAUUCUCAAAAUAUGACCCACCAAGACCAGUAUUUGGUCCAUACGAUUUUGUACCACACGGACAAAAAGAAAACAUGGCUUUGGCAUCACAGGCCGACUUUAUGGACGAUUCUCCAACCUCAUCACAAAACACAACUUUUACAAUUUAA